AUGGACUGCAUCAUAGCAGUAGCCGAGAAACCGAGCAUCGCGGACGCCAUCGCAAAAGCAUUGGCGUCGUCGUCAAUCACGACGCGGUCCGCGACGGGCGUCCGCACGCACGAGUUCCAGGGUCGCUACGAGGGCCGCCAGUGCGAGUUCCGCGUCACGUCCGUGCUCGGCCACUGCUUCUCGCUGGACUUCGCCGAGGCCUACCGGGACUGGGACGCCUGCGACCCGGCCGAGCUCUGGGACGCGCCCGUCGUGAGCGUGCCGACGUCCGGCGGCGUGCUCAAGAACCUGCGCGAGACCGCGAGCGGCGGCGACGCGCUGAUCCUGUUCCUCGACUGCGACCGCGAGGGCGAGGCCAUCGCGUUCCAGGUCAUCGACGUCUGCGGCCCGCAGCUGCGGCGCGGCGCGGCUAUUCGCCGCGCCAAGUUCUCGUCGGUCACGGCGGAGGACAUCGCGCGGGCGAUGCGGAGCCUCGGCGAGCCCGACGCGAAUUUGGCCGAGGCCGUGCUCGCGCGGCAGGAGCUGGACCUGCGCGUGGGCGUGGCUUUUACGCGCUUCUCGACAAAACAUUUCCUUGACAAGUACGCUCUAUUAGAUGCGCGCCUUUUAAGCUACGGCCCCUGCCAGACGCCUACUCUUGGCUUUGUAGUCCAGCGCGAGGACGAGAUCGCGACGUUCGCGCCCGAGCCCUUCUGGGAGCUCACGGCCGAGGCGACGCUCGCCGGCGAGACGGUGGACGUGGCGUGGCAGAGAGGAAGGUGCUUCGACCGCGCCGUCGCGGCCGCGCUCGCGCGGGGCUGCGGGGCCGAGGCCGUCGUCGCCGAGGCCAGCGAGGGGACGCGCGCGCAGCCGCCGCCGCUGCCCUUCAACACGGUGGAACUGCUGAAGACGGCCUCCAAGGUCCUGCGCCUGAGCCCGGCGCAGACGAUGCGCCACGCCGAGCACCUCUACCUCGACGGCCACCUCUCGUACCCGCGCACGGAGACGAACAAGUUCCCGCCGUCCUUCGACGUCGAGGGCGCCCUGCGCCAGCAGGCGGGGGACGACCGUUGGGGCGCCUACGCGCGGCGGCUCCUCGACGACGGCGCCUGGUCGCGGCCGCGGCGCGGGACCGACGCCGGCGACCACCCGCCCAUCACGCCGACGGCGCCCUUCGACGGCGGCGGGCCGGCGGGCCGGCUCUACGAGCUCGUGGCGCGGCGCUUCCUCGCGGCCGUGUCGCCGGACGCGCUGCGGCGGGCCCAGCGCGUCGCGCUCCGCGAGCGGGCCACAGGCGAGGCCUUCACGUUUUCGCGCGAGGUCCUCCUCGAGCCGGGCUUCCUCGAGGUGCUCCAGACGCGCCGCGACGACGAGGGCUGCAGCCUCGUCGCGGCGCUGCCGGCGGCGGGCGCCGCGGUCCCGCUCCGCGUCGAUGCCGUGCCGCGCGAGCGGCAGACGCGGCCGCCCGACCGCCUCACGGAGGCCGAGUGCGUCGCGCUCAUGGAGAAGCACGGCAUCGGCACGGACGCGUCGAUCCCGUCGCACAUCGAGAACGUCUGCAAGCGCAACUACGUCCAGGUCGACUCUGGCCGGCGCCUCCGGCCGACCACCCUGGGCCUGGCCCUCGCGCGCGGCUUCGGCGUCGUCGACGCGGCGCUCGUGCAGCCCGCCGUGCGCGCGCAGAUCGAGAAGCUGUGCGACGUCGUGGCGCGCGGCGACGCGCCGCGGGGCCGCGUCGUCGCGCACGCGAUCCAAAUGUUCGCGGCAAAAUUUGCCUACUUCACCAACAACCUCGCCGGCGUCGAGGCCCUCUUCGACGCCGUCUUCGACGAGCGGCCCGAGGGCGACAAGGCCGAGCGGCCCUUCGCCCGCGACGGGCCGACGGCGCAGUACCUGCUCAAGCGGGGCCGGCGCCUCUUCGCGCCAGCGACGAAGGAGCUCCUGCAGCUGCCCGCGCCCGGCGCCGUCGCGAGCCUCAACGGGGCGCGCUGCCCCGCCUGCCGGUCGGAGCUGCUGCGCUACGCGCUCCGCGACGGGCCCGGGGCCCACGACCGCACGGACGUGGCGUACCCGCUCUGCGCGCGCUGCUUCGACGUCGUGGCCGGCGGCGGCGCCGGCGUCGACGGCGCGCUCGCCGCGCUCCACGCCGCCGCGGAGGAGAGUUGGGGCGCGGCGCCGCCGUCGCUCUGCCUCGAGUGCCCGAUGCCCGACGGCCACCCGGCGCUCGGCGCGUUUCUCGUCGCGCGCGAUGCGCGAGACAUUUUUGGCGGCGCGGCGCGGGGGGUGGCGGUGCUGGAACCGGGACGCGCCGGCGCGAAGACGCGGCCUCGCGUCGUGUCGACGCGGCCGCCCGUCUUCGUGGGCACUUUUCACGCAUCCGUCGCGAGCGUCGCCAUCAUCGCCGGCCCUCGGCUCCGCCUCACAUUUGCCAAGGGCGAGUCCCCGCUGGACCAGGGCGCGGGCGCCUGCACGCGGCCGCCCACCGACCCCCUCGUGAAAGCGCUCCUCGCCGCGAAGCGGACGACGCUCGCGCCGCACGUCGGGCGCGGCCGCGGCCGCGGGAAGGGUCGCGGCGGCGGGCGUGGAGGCAAGGGGCGGCGCGGUGGUGGCAAAGGGAAGAAGGGAUGA
Molecule: messenger RNA, 2607 nt
Organism: Pelagomonas calceolata
Lineage: Eukaryota; Pelagophyceae; Pelagomonadales; Pelagomonadaceae
Source: the annotation of a GenBank genome assembly